UAUUAAUAUAAACAGAAAAUAAAAACGCACUUAAUCUGAUAUAAAUUCUUCACUUUCCAAUAUUGAUUAUCAGUUUGAUUUUGUAUACAUAACCUCACUAUCGCAGUUUAUGUCAAUAAAUCUUUAUUAACGAAAAAGAAAAUAUUUUUGUUGCACUAUAAAUUACGGUAUAAAUUAAUAACUAAUGAAUUCUAACAAAUGUAUUCGGUUAUUAUCACUACAAAAUAUAAUAUUCAAGUUUAACAAAAUAAUCUCAUAAGACUCAAUAUUAAAACGUCCUUACAAAAUCUGACAGCGUGUCACGUGACUGUAAGUAGAGGGGAGACGCACGGAGCCAAUACUACUAAAAUGUAACCUUUUAGGGCUCUAUUAGUCUAGGUAACUGGUGGCGCAACUAGUGGCGCAACUGGUGGGCCCACCAAGUUGUGAGCACGGGCAACUGGUGGCCGAGAAUAGCCACCAAUAAAAAUAAUAAAACUCAUAGUGAAUGUUGUUUAGUAGUUUAGUUGAGAAUAUGACAUCAAACGAGUCGAUGCUUCUUCUUGCCCUUUUAUUAAGAAAGAAAAAGAGAGUUAGAAGGACUCGAAAAAUACAUAUACAUACAAUGUUAGCUUCUAGAGAAGAAAAAGGGAUGUAUUAUACGUUAUUUCCUGAACUUUGUGCCGAAGAAGUAAAUUUUUUUCGGUAUUUUCGCAUGUCAAAAUCGUCAUUUUUGGAGCUCUUCAACUACAUUAAAGAAGACAUACGUGGAAUUGAUACAAAAACGAAGAAAUGUAUUCCACCUGAAGAAAAGCUGGUAGUGACUUUAAGCUAUUUAGCAACAGGAAAUUCGAUGACCAACUUACAAUACCAAUUCAGGAUAAGUCAGCCCUCAAUAUCUGUAAUUGUAAGACAAGUGUGUGAUGCAAUAUGGAAAAAAGUUAGACCAAUAAGUUUUCCUGAUUUUAAUGAGACAUUUUGGCUGACAACAGCAAAAGAGUUCUACGAGAGAACUAAUUUUCCCCACUGCUUAGGAGCAAUCGACGGGAAACAAGUGAGAGUUAUUAAGCCCGAGGCUAGUGGCUCUUUAUAUUACAAUUAUAAGAACUACUUUUCCAUAUCGCUACUAGCAAUAUGUGAUGCAUCGUACAAGUUUACUUUUAUAGACGUAGGAGCAUAUGGAAAAUCAUCAGAUUCUACAGUCUUCAAAGAGAGUACAUUUUACAAGAAACUUGAACAGAAUUUGCUAAAUAUUCCUGCACCACAGUUAUCCUUUCACGGAUUUUCAGAGCCGAUGCCUUUUGUCUUUGUAGGUGAUGAAGGAUUUGGAUUGUCAACGAAGAUACUUCGACCUUAUGGAGGAAAAUGCCUUACCAUUAAGAAACGUGUGUUCAAUUAUCGACUGUCCCGAGCGCGGAGAUAUAUUGAAUGUUCCUUUGGCAUACUCGCAAAUAAAUGGCGGAUUUUUCAUCGGCCUCUUAAUGUAGAUAUAACUUUAUGUGAGUCAAUAAUAAAAGUAUGCUGUGUUUUACAUAACUUUGUAAGAGAUAGGGAUGGAUUUCAUACAGAAGAUACUCUAAAAAUAGACGGUUUGUUUGAUUCAACUCUUGUAAAUGAACCAUCACAGAAGAAUGCAACUGUGCUAAGAGACAAAUUUGCUGAAUACUUUCUAAGUGAAGCAGGAGCUGUUCCAUGGCAAAUGGACCGUAUAUGAAUUGAAAAAUGUAUAAUAUGGAAGAGUAACAUUAUCUAUUGCUUCACAGCUUGUGAAUAUUUUAUGAAAUAUUUUUACUAAAUGUGUAUACACUAUAAGUAUUUGUAAUCAUAGAAGUUCAGAAAAUAAAAUUAAUUAUUAAUGAAAAUUUUACGGUUUUCUGUCUACCAAUAAAACAAC
Messenger RNA from Diabrotica virgifera virgifera (western corn rootworm), 1873 nucleotides. RefSeq lists its product as uncharacterized. The transcript has 2 exons. Lineage: Eukaryota; Metazoa; Arthropoda; Insecta; Coleoptera; Chrysomelidae. The record is from RefSeq and is a predicted model, not a curated record. Bases 488 to 1693 code for a protein of 401 amino acids.